GUUGUUAUGGCUGAUGUUGGCUGCCAGUAGAUUGCGUUUGAAAACAAAAGCAAGUUAUUAGUUUUAAAAGCUACCUUACUAAGUUAUUCUUUUGUAACAAGGCCUCUCAGAGAGCUACGAUGGUUAAUUGCCUUAUGAGCUUGAGGUAAAAACGAAAAAACGAAUGAUCUUCGUGCGUUUGCUGGGAGAUCAACCAAAUGAUGUAAAAAAUAUGCAGAGAUCGAUAUUUGAUGCUGAGCUUUUAGUCAACUUGGAUUUGUUUGCCUUUUCCUGAGAGAAGUUAAGAAAUAUGGCUUCUGCUGCAGAAGAUGACGAGGUGUGUGAAGAAGAGGAAAACACGGUCGAUGAAGAUGGCAGUCCUGCAACUUUGAAAGAAGGGUUAAAAAAGUCGUCUUCUGACUCGAAGAUCAAGAAACUGCGAAGAAAAAUUUCGCAAGGACUAAGACUUUCAUUCAUAAAAGAUGAGAGCGGUGGACCAGGUGUCGCUGUACAAAAUAACAGACAUGCAGAGACUGAUGAUGUUUUCAUGGAGUCCAGCCCUUGUGCAAGAUCAAACAAUCCUGUUGUUAGACCAGUGGUGAGAAGGACUUCAUCAGACUCAAUAGGCACUCGACUGAGAAAGAUCAGCUUUGAGAUUGGUUAUGGUAGAAGGCAUUCUGAUGAAUUAGCACCUGGGGAAUUAAAAGGCCUACCAGAGCCCCUAUCUCCUCCAUUUGGUUGCCUUGAUGCUUAUCAAAAACUGGAACAACUUGGAGAGGGCUCAUAUGCAACCGUGUUCAAGGGGAUCUGUAGUGCAAAUAAUAAAAUUGUGGCCCUCAAAGAGAUCAGAUUGCAAGAAGAGGAGGGAGCACCUUUUACAGCAAUCAGGGAAGCUUCUUUGUUAAAGCAGCUGAAGCAUGCCAACAUUGUAACACUUCAUGACAUUAUACACACCAAAGACACCCUUAUGUUUGUCUUUGAGUUUUUGGACACAGAUCUUAAUACUUACCUUGAAAAGUAUCCAAGAGGCAUCCCUCCACAGAAUGUCAAGCUGUUUCUGUUCCAACUAUUACGAGGAUUAGCUUAUAUUCACAAAAGAAAAAUUCUUCACAGGGACUUGAAACCUCAGAACCUGUUGAUAAAUGAGAGUGGAGAGUUAAAGCUGGCUGACUUUGGUUUAGCACGAGCCAAGUCUGUUCCCAGCCACACAUAUUCACAUGAAGUGGUCACACUAUGGUAUCGACCUCCUGAUGUUUUACUUGGAUCAAAAGAUUAUACUACCUCGUUAGAUAUCUGGGGUGCUGGUUGUAUUUUUAUAGAGAUGAUGACAGGAAUUGCGCUGUUUCCUGGAAUGAGAGAUUCUAUUGAUCAACUCAAUAAAAUCUGGCAGAUAUCUGGAACAGCCACUGAGGAAACUUGGCCUGGAGUUACCCGAUUACCUGAAUAUGAUGCAGAUUUGUUUGUUGAUUUUCAACCUCAGCGACUUGGACUUGUAGCCCCAAAGUUGUUGCUGUUAAGUGGCGCUGAAUCUCUGGCCACAGAAAUGGUUCAGUGUGACCCAAGAAACAGGAUAUCUGCCAGUGACGCCAUGAAACAUGUAUACUUCAGUGAUUUACCAAAGGAAAUCCACUCUCUACUCGACGAGUCGUCGAUAUUCACAAUAACAAGUGUUGAGCUGCACAAGGAUAACGACUAAAAGUGGCCACAUCAUCUCGUUAAGUCUUGGAAACAGAACAGGACAGUGACAUGGUUGAUCAUUAUCUGCUCAGCUCAAGAGACCAAACGAGGAUAAUUUAUCUUCCAGAUAUUUAUUAAAUUAUGUUCCAGUUGUGUGAGCAUCAGUGUUGGUGUACUAUAUUUAUCUAUUUGAAUUAAAAGAGUAUAAUGUAAAUAGUUCUAACAUUUCUAAGAAUUUUUAAAAAUAAUGUAUGGUCUCUGCUUUGUUAAUUAUAUUAAAUGAAUUAAGGUGUUUCAUCGAGUUUGAAAAAUAAAAGAACCAGAAUGUUUGAAGAAAGGAUGUUUACUAUCGCUUUUCAAAUACUUCAGAUAUUUUUGUUUAUAUUUGUGCGUUUCUUUCUGCACGCAGCACGCAAGCGGCACAGGCUGUUUGUGACAAUCAAAAAGCGUCAGGGAGAGGCCAACCGUUGGUUUUCUUCGGCUAUUUUGCUGUUGAGUUAACAGGAGCCAGUCCGGGAAAGGUUAAGUUCUUUUAUGGUGUGAAAUUUCCACUUGCUUGACCGGGAUAUAAAUAUCAUUAACAGUGUAACUCAGGAAAUUUUCGGGCCAUUUUGAGUGGAUAUUUGUUAAUGACACUAUUUGUGAAAUUCAAGCAGGCGUUAUUUUAGUGAGAAGUUGGAUUUUGGGUUGUGUAAGUUGAGUGGCCAUAAGUAGUAUUUAUAUGUCAAUUAAAAACAAAACAAAACUGUU
Molecule: messenger RNA, 2406 nt
Organism: Pocillopora verrucosa
Lineage: Eukaryota; Metazoa; Cnidaria; Anthozoa; Scleractinia; Pocilloporidae
Product: cyclin-dependent kinase 14-like
Biological process (GO): protein phosphorylation
Cellular component (GO): cytosol; nucleus; cytoplasm
Molecular function (GO): cyclin binding; ATP binding; cyclin-dependent protein serine/threonine kinase activity
Source: RefSeq, a predicted model, not a curated record